This is a messenger RNA of Oncorhynchus kisutch (coho salmon), 4691 nucleotides long. Its product is annotated as inactive phospholipid phosphatase 7. Gene Ontology annotation, molecular function: sphingosine-1-phosphate phosphatase activity. NCBI's taxonomy places the organism in Eukaryota, Metazoa, Chordata, Actinopteri, Salmoniformes, Salmonidae. The record is from RefSeq and is a predicted model, not a curated record. The transcript has 3 exons. Gene Ontology annotation, cellular component: nuclear envelope. Bases 585 to 1451 code for a protein of 288 amino acids.
GACGUGCCAAUGGUUCGUGCUGAGAGUGUGUGUCUCUGUUGCUGUCAAUUUAAGAACCUUGGAGAACUCCCAUCCCGAAGAGCGUGUCCGUGAAUGAGCACGGUUGCGUAUGCUACGUCAUGUCCACGACUGACUCGGCCCUAAGAGCUCUCAUUGUUUUCUAAAUAUUGCAUUUAUUUUACAUGGCUCGCCGAGAUGACUAUGGAUUUGUUGAUUGCCUUUAAUUAACUCGACACGGUCUAGCUGGAAUUCUUUCCGCAUUCUCUAAAUUCCAAUCCAAGAGCCAGUGUUGUGCAGCGCGCGAAAGGGAUCUGAACGAUAGCCCAUUCCUAUACUUCGGCCUGAUUGUGUCUCGUUCGAUUGGCCCAGGCAGAUGUCAGUCAAGACUCUUCAUGCCUGCAUGGAUCCCGUUGCAGGCUAAACACAGCAGCAUGGGCUGCGCGCAUUCCAACCGGCUAAAUAUAUCUGAUAGGGCCACAGGAGGGGAAGGACAGGGCGACAGGGCUUAGCUUUGGACAUUUAGCCUUCGUGCGUAAAACGAGAAAUUGUCCUUCUGAAACGUAGUAAAGUGAGACCAAUCCAAAAUGCCCGCAAUUCCGAGUUCUAGGUCCAGGACGCGGGAUCGGAACAACGUCCUGAGCAGACCCGAGUUCAUGUCCCUGAAUCAGCCUCUCCGGUGCGUUAACUCUGAGACCCGUGGCACCGCAAGGCGACCGGCCCAACCCAAACACCAAGCAAGCCAACCGUGCGACCCGCAGGAACCUACCGACAGUGCCAACAAGGAUCGGAAAGAGCCCGCGAAACUGCCCGAUGAGGACUGUAUCCAGCUGAACCCUUCCUUCAAAGGGAUAGCAAUGAGCUCCCUCCUCGCCAUUGACAUUUGUCUGUCCAAGCGCCUGGGGGUCUGCGCCUACACGUCGUCGUCUUGGGGCAGCGUUCGUUCCAUGAUCACCCUGCUCGCGCUUACAGGGCACGGAAUCACGUGGAUCUUUGGCACUAUCGUGUGUCUGACAAGGAGUAAUACGCUGGCCGGACAAGAGGUCUUGGUCAAUCUAUUACUUGCCCUCCUACUUGACAUCAUGACUGUGGCCGGUGUCCAGAAGCUGAUCAAACGCAAAGGACCCUGGGAGAUGACUCCGGGCUUCCUGGACUACUGUGCCAUGGACGUGUACUCCUUCCCGGCGGCCCACGCCAGUCGCGCUGCCAUGGUGUCCAAGUUCCUGCUUUCCCACCUGGUCCUGGCCGUUCCACUCCGUAUCCUUCUGGUGCUCUGGGCCUUCCUGGUGGGCAUGUCCCGGGUGUUGCUGGGUAGGCACCACCUAACCGACAUGGCGUGUGGCUUCGCCCUUGGCAUGCUGCACUUCAGCCUGGUGGAGACGGUGUGGCUGUCGUCCAGCGCCUGUCAGACCCUCAUCUCUAUAGGGACCCUCAGCUGGAGCCCUUUCUAUUGAGGGCUAUCUAUCAAGGCCCUCAACUCCUGUUUGAAUCUGUAAAGCCUGGCUUUAUGAAGCCAUAUAAGUAUGGCCAGGAGUUUUUCCUGACGAGAGUUUUUCCUGAUCAGGGCCUACUGUCUAAGGCUGCGUUAGACCUACAUAUAAGCUUUAUCUGUGAUGACAAUAACUUCUAUACACACAAUUAGGUCCUAUCUGGGUGACCUCAUUUACAGUAUUUGCAGUAAAUGUUAUUUGAGGGAGGUAAAUGUGCUCGUUGGAGUCAUUUUGAUCAUUGAUGACUCAAAGAAAGAAAAUGUGGUAGUGUUGAUAUUUAUUCAUAUUUACAAAGACUUCUGUAAUGUCUCUACCACCUUUUCUCUUCCACUGAACUAAUCAUAAUGCUUGAGAGCCCACACUGGCGUAUAUCUAAUGUUAUUGGUUCUCACUGCUGUCAGUUUCUUUCUUUUCUUUCUGCCUAUUCCACCACUCCUAACCUUCCUCUUUCUCUUCUGCAUCCUUUUCCUAUUUUCCCCCAUUCCUCUUUCCUCCUGUCUCUCAACCUUUACCCCUUUUUGUCUUUUGAAAUGUUUUAAUUGUACUUGAUCAAAAUAUUGCCCAGUACUUUGAAGGGAUGAAAUGGUUUUCUAAAGGUUUUGAAAUGUGUCCACACAUGAUUGAGCCAUUUGCAUAUUAAGAAAAGAGAUGUUAGGAAGCUCUUUGAUUUCCUUUCAAUUAUGUUGUUUGUAUGUUACUGCUGGAAACUAUCAAUUGUUAUAACUACCAAUUGUUGAGAUGGACUGGACUCCAAAUGAAUAUAUUUCUGCUGUCGUUGAAAUGGGCUAUUAUGUAAAAUAAAUAGCAUCAUUGUUGUCUAGAUCAGGGAUUUUUCUACUGGGUUAAAUAUUUAUCUUAUCCAAAUAAGUUUCAAAAGUAGGUUUUGAUUAGUUUGAGGCUAGCAGUUUCAUGAUAGAUGUGUAUGUGUAUUCCAUAUUGUUUGCCUUCCCUGCAGCAAUAAGCAUUAACAAAACAGACACUGUCGGUUUGGUAAUGAUGCUUAUUUCAUGCCUCACUUACUGAACAACAUCUGUGAGAAGUCUCCAUCAGGCCUGGGCUUACCAUUGACACUGUGUUUGUGUGUGUAUGGGUGUGUGUGUGUGUGACGUGGGUAUGUGCGGAUGAUUGCGUGUGUGUCUCUGUGUGUCUGUGUGUGUCUGUGCAUGUGUGUGUGCAUUGCAUGCAUGCAUGCAUGCAAGAUCUCUUAUGUUUGUGCCUUUGUGAGCCAAAUGUAAUGUAUUUUGGAGGGUUAAAGUCAAUGAGUAAACCUAUGCAGUCUGGGUAAAGUCAUGAAUGUUCACUGAAGUGUACAAAAUAUGUAUUAUACCUGAUAUCUUUAUAAACUCAGCCAAAAAAGAAACGUCCUCUCACUGUCAACUGCGUUUAUUUUCAGCAAACUUAAAACUGUAAAUAUUUGCAUGAACAUAACAAGAUUCAACAACUGAGACAUAAACUGAACAAGUUCCACAGACGUGACUAACAGAAAUGGAAUAAUGUGUCCCUGAACAAAGGGGGUGGGGUCAAAAUCAAAAGUAACAGUCAAUAUCUGGUGUGGCCACCAGAUGCAUUAAGUACUGCAGUGCAUCUCCUCUUCAUGGACUGCACCAGAUUUGCCAGUUCUUGCUGUGAGAUGUUACCCCACUCUUCCACCAAGGCACCUGCAAGUUUCCGGACAUUUCUGGGGGGAAUGGCCCUAGCCCUCACCCUCCGAUCCAACAGGUCCCAGACAUGCUCAAUGGGAUUGAGAUCCGGGCUCUUUGCUGGCCAUGGCAGAACACUGACAUUCCUGUCUUGCAGGAAAUCACGCACAGAAUGAGUAGUAUGGCUGGUGGCAUUGUCAUGCUGGAGGGUCAUGUCAAGAUGAGCCUGCAGAAAGGGUACCACAUGAGGGAGGAGGAUGUUUUCUCCAUAACGCACAGCGUUGAAAUUGCCUGCAAUCACAACAAGCUCAAUCCAAUGAUGCUGUAACACACCGCCCCAGACCAUGACGGACCCUCCACCUUCAAAUCGAUCCCGCUCCAGAGUACAGGCCUCAGUGUAACGCUCAUUCCUUCGACGAUAAACGCGAAUCCGACCAUCACCCCGGGUGAGACAAAACCACGACUCGUCAGUGAAGAGCACUUUUUACCAGUCCUGUUUGGUCCAGCGACAGUGGGUUUGUGCCCAUAGGCUACGUUGUUGCCGGUGAUGUCUUGUGAGGACCUGCCUUAUAACAGGCCUACAAGCCCUCAGUCCAGCCUCUCUCAGCCCAUUGUGGACAGUCUGUGCACUGAUGGAGGGAUUGUGUGUUCCUGGUGUAACUCGGGCAGUUGUUGUUGCCAUCCUGUACUUGUCCCGCAUGUGUGAUGUUCAGAUGUACCGAUCCUUUGCAGGUGUUGUUAGACGUGGUCUGUCACUGCAAGGACGAUCAGCUGUCCGUCCUGUCUCCCUGUAGCGCUGUCUGAGGUGUACGGACAUUGCAAUUUAUUGCCCUGGCCACAUGUGCAGUCCUUCUUGCAGUAUGCCCAAGGCACGUUCACGCAGAUGAAGAGGGACCCUGGGCAUAUUUUUUUGUGUGUUUUUCAGAGUCAGUAGAAAGGCCUCUUUAGUGUCCUCUAAGUUUUCAUAACUGUGACCUUAAUUGAAGCUGUUAGUGUCUUAACGACUGUUCCACAGGUGCAUGUUCAUUAAUUGUUUAUGGUUCAUUGAACAAGCAUGGGAAACAGUGUUUAAACCCUUUUCAAUGAAGAUCUGUGAAGUUAUUUGGAUUUUUACAAAUUAUCUUUGAAAGACAGGAUCCUGAAAAAGGGAUGUUUGUUUUUUUGCUGAGUUUACCUAGUGUAUGCCUUCAUUCAUAUAUUUCAUUUAUUGGUCUUCUGCUGAUAAUCUAUUUUAGUUGACAAUUUUUUUGUGAUAUUAUGGACUUGGGAACCAAACUAUUUUAGCCGUAGCCUUUUUGCUGCCACAAAAAAAUAUUUUUAAUUGGGUUGGACCUGUAUGUAUAGAUACAAUAUUGCAUUUGUGCAAGUCAGCAUGAUUUGUUUUGCACAAGGAUGAUAAAAAAAGUCAUUUUCAUGCAGUGUUUCAAUUUAUCCAGUCUAAUUUACAAAAUGAAGAAGAUGGAUCGAUAGCCUUUGUAAGAUGUGGACUCUGAAAAAGUGGAAUGUCUUGUUCAGUAUUUCCUAGGUUGUUUAUGCAUGCUCAUAAAUACACCAUUUGCCAUGA